This is a messenger RNA of Fusarium falciforme, 666 nucleotides long. RefSeq lists its product as hypothetical. The transcript is spliced from 2 exons. The record is from RefSeq and is a predicted model, not a curated record. NCBI's taxonomy places the organism in Eukaryota, Fungi, Ascomycota, Sordariomycetes, Hypocreales, Nectriaceae. Bases 1 to 666 code for a protein of 221 amino acids.
AUGGAUACAGACUCGACGACAGGCGUCCUGCGACCCUCUAUCGAGGAAAACCCGGGGCUAAAUACUCUCGUGCUAUCAGGCCGAUCAAUAUUUUCCGAGAAUACGGCAUCUAUACCCCUCUAUCAGUUGAACAAGGAGGUAACCUCGACCUCCCAUAAAGGCUCGACCAUCAUGUUUGAACGUGUCGAGUAUGAUGGACCUGGAGAAGCAGAAAGCAUGACAUCGAUCAAGCAGCGGAACCAACACCUGUUUUAUCUCGUGCAUCCAGUAAAUGCUCAGUACAGAACAGACCUGCCUGCCUAUUACAUCACAUCUGCGUCGUCCGACAUGGUUGGAAACGUCCAGCUCCAAGCCUCCAAGAGUCUUUUACAGAAAGUCGAGUUCAAAGCAAUUUUGAGCGCCGGGAAGACUUCGUCAUCUGAUAGAUUGUUUGACCAGGAUAGCCAAGAGACACUUUUCGAGGUCAAGUCGAAAUGGAAGGGCGGCCAGUAUCAGUGGGUCGACUCUGCAGGCAGGAAGAUUGCCCACGAGGAAGGGAAAGGGCAGCACAAGUUGGUGAUUUCAGUUCCAGUUCCGCAGCAAACCAAAGACGCACUCGUUGCAUUGUGGGCUUUGAAGAUCUGGCAUGAUACUUUGGAGACCAGGGCGGCCAAGAGAGAAGAUUAG